Messenger RNA from Histoplasma mississippiense, 474 nucleotides. RefSeq lists its product with no specific name. The record is from RefSeq and is a predicted model, not a curated record. The transcript has 2 exons. Lineage: Eukaryota; Fungi; Ascomycota; Eurotiomycetes; Onygenales; Ajellomycetaceae. The coding region runs from base 1 to 474 and encodes 157 amino acids.
AUGCGCCGCAACAACCCACCCGUUCUACUGCCUCGCAAGCUGGUAAUAGGACUCCCAACUACCCUGCGCCUUCGUCUGUCCAAACCGCGUGUUCCGGAUGUUCCGGAUAAUGACGAGAAUCCAACUGAUGAUGAGAAGGACGAUAAGGAGGAGGAGGAGGAGGAGGAGGAGGAGGAGACACAGUCAGAAGAUCCUCGAUUUCUGCGAACACCUACCCCUGAGCCUGAGAUCUCAUUCAGCUAUAAUCAAUGUGAUUGUGAUGAAAUAUAUGAUGGAAGGAAUGGGAGGCAUGGGAGGACUGAAUUCAAACUUGUCAUCGAAUUCAAACUUGCCAUCAAAUUCAAACUUGCCAUCGAAUCCGAACCUGCCAUCGAAUCCGAACCUGCCAUCGAAUCCGAACUUGCCAUCGAAUCCGAACCUGCCAUUGAAUCCGAACCUGCCAUCGAAUCCGAACCUGCCUCCUAUUCGAAGUAG